AUGAAAUUGGUAUUUGUGUGCAUUGCUAUACAAUGCAUUAUAUCAAUAUGUGCGUUGGCAAGUAAUCGCAUAAUGGGUGGUGUUGAAGUUGACAUAAAAAAAUUUGGUUGGCAACUUUCCCUGCAGUAUGAAUCUGAACAUAAAUGUGGUGCAUCAAUCAUCAGCAAAGAUUGGGCAAUAACAGCCGCACACUGUGUUGAAGAUUUGUUUCAAAUUCCACAACUGUUGUCGCUCCGUGCUGGAAGCGAUCAACAUGAUUCAGGCGGAGUUGUAUAUGGCAUCAGCGAAGUUUGGAUCCACCCUGGUUAUGGUUUAAGUAUGAAUUAUGAUGUAGCUUUACUAAAAGUUUCUGAAACAUUUGAUUUCACUGUCUGCACCAUUAGACCAAUAACCUUAGCAGCAAAAAAUGAUCAGCCAGAGACUGGUGCUCCAGUUACUGUCACCGGAUGGGGACACUCUAAGGAGAAUGGAUCUAUGGAAAAGUAUUUGCAUGGAGUGGAACUAAACAUUGUAGAUCACGACACAUGUGAUGAAAUAUAUACUGAGUUUGGUGGAAUAACUGAAAACAUGAUAUGCGCUGGUGUGGAUGAAGGAGGAAAAGAUUCUUGCAAAGGAGAUAGUGGAGGACCACUUAUUGAUAAAAAUAGAAAAUUGGUUGGAAUCGUGUCAUGGGGUUUUGUUUGCGGGAGAUCAAACAAUCCAGGCGUUUACACAAAUAUAGCAAGCACCAGUAUAAGGGAUUACAUAUUCAAUAUGACAGGAAUUUGAAAUUCAAAUCGUAAAAUGUAAAAAUUAGAUAAAUAUAAAUAAAAAA
This is a messenger RNA of Ctenocephalides felis (cat flea), 814 nucleotides long. Its product is annotated as trypsin-1-like. The coding region runs from base 1 to 768 and encodes 255 amino acids. Lineage: Eukaryota; Metazoa; Arthropoda; Insecta; Siphonaptera; Pulicidae. The transcript is spliced from 5 exons. Gene Ontology annotation, molecular function: serine-type endopeptidase activity. Gene Ontology annotation, biological process: proteolysis. The record is from RefSeq and is a predicted model, not a curated record.